Clupea harengus (Atlantic herring) is the source of this 1231-nucleotide messenger RNA. RefSeq names its product cathepsin S-like. Gene Ontology annotation, molecular function: cysteine-type peptidase activity. The record is from RefSeq and is a predicted model, not a curated record. Gene Ontology annotation, biological process: proteolysis. Lineage: Eukaryota; Metazoa; Chordata; Actinopteri; Clupeiformes; Clupeidae.
UCUCACCUGCGCAACAGAUGGACGCCAGACACAGGUGCGUUUUGAAGUCUCCAUUAUCGUAAAUGGCAGAUCGCAUCUAUGAUAAAAGUGGCUCCAGCACACAGAUUCCUCGUGGGCUUCUGCGCUCGAUAGAAAGAUUCAGGUUCAACAUGUUGGGGAGCUUGUUGGUUGCCUUGUUCUGCGGAACCGCAGUGGCCCUGAUUGAUCCUAAUCUGGACGAACAUUGGAUGGUUUGGAAGAACACUCAUGGGAAAGUCUAUCGUCACAAGAUUGAGGAGUUUAAAAGGCGCAGAAUUUGGGAGGACUAUUUCAAUAUGAUUAAGGAACAUAAUGUGGAGGCUUCCCUUGGCAUACACACAUACAAGCUGGGCAUGAAUCAUAUGGGUGACCUGGCCCCAGAGGAGAUCAUUUACAUGCUGACCAGCACUCUGGAACCUCAGGAACUGGAACUAGGCCCACGUAACCGGCCUUGGCCUCUUCAGAGGUCCGUGCCGGAGUCUGUGGAUUGUAGGGUGAAAGGUUUGGUGACUGAAGUAAAGAUGCAGGGAAGAUGUGGUUCCUGCUGGGCCUUCAGUGCUGUAGGAGCUUUGGAGGGGCAGCUGAAGAAGACCACUGGAACUUUAGUGUCCCUGAGUGCCCAGAACCUGGUAGAUUGUGCUACAAAGUACAGGACUUCCGGUUGUCACGGUGGCUUCAUGACCAAUGCCUUCCACUAUGUGAUCGACAAUCAAGGCAUUGAAUCAGAGAAGGACUAUCCAUAUGAGGACAGACAAGGCCAGUGCCAUUAUAGCCCCCGCUACCGAGCUGCUAACUGCACCAGCUACAAAUGCCUGCCAAAGGGGGAUGAACAGGCACUGUUGGAGGCUGUCGCCCACAUCGGUCCAAUUGCUGUUGCUAUUGAUGCCUCUCGGCUGACGUUCAUUUUUUACCGCAGUGGAGUGUACAGGGAUCCAAUGUGUUCCAAAGAUGUUAACCAUGGAGUGCUGCUAGUUGGCUAUGGCACCCAAAAGGGACAUGACUACUGGCUGGUUAAAAACAGCUGGAGCAAACACUAUGGUGAAAAGGGCUACAUCAAGAUUGCGAGGAACAACGGCAAUGCGUGUGGAAUUGCCCUCUACCCCUGUUACCCAAUAAUGUGAGCUUAAAGAAAAUGGCUUUUAUAUUGACUAACCUUUUGUUUUUGUGGGUUUUUUUUUUGGGAAAUGUAUUGAAUAAAUAUUUUUAUUGGCAA